Messenger RNA from Xylaria bambusicola, 1942 nucleotides. RefSeq names its product NAD(P)-binding protein. The transcript is spliced from 3 exons. The record is from RefSeq and is a predicted model, not a curated record. Bases 367 to 1299 code for a protein of 310 amino acids. Lineage: Eukaryota; Fungi; Ascomycota; Sordariomycetes; Xylariales; Xylariaceae.
GCUAGAUGUGGGAAAUUUAAGUGGUAUGAUACGAUAGUUGCAUACUCUGCGUCACAGUUCACUGUUGGCGAUUGCUUUCAAGGGGGGUUGCCUACUAUAACUGGUUACGGUAGCGUAACCAAAGUCCAGGGUUGAAUUCAUCACCGAGCACCAUUGGCUGACUAUGCAGGGCCCCUUGUAUUAUCCAUGAUAGUGAAGGCGCUGCUUGAGAUCUCAGGGGCCAUCUUGCUGGAAGAUGCUACGAAAAGAAUCCCAGUUCACCACUCGUGGUGGCUGAAUAACGUUGCUCUUGCAUCGGCUUGAUCCAAUUAUUCUGUUUAUCUUCCUUCCACAGCUUGCGUUCGCAACAGCAACGAAGGGCUCACAAUGAGUUUCCCCAAUACAUCGCCGUACCAUCUGCCCCCAGAUGCUGUGUGGUUCAUCACUGGUUGCUCCUCCGGGAUUGGUCUCGCUCUGGCUCAUCUAUUAUCACAGAGCUCCUACCGGGUGGUCGCCACGGCACGUAAGAUAGCUAGUUUGUCGGAAAUUCCCGAUAAUGACAACGUCCUGAAGCUAGAAUUGGAUGUGACUGCUACCAACGCAAUCGAUGAAGCCCUAAAAGCUACACUAGAUAAGUUCAGAAGAAUUGAUAUAGUUGUCAACAAUGCAGGCUACACUCUUUCUGGAGAUACUGAGGUCACCAGUGAGCAGGAAGCUCGAGCUAUCAUGGACACUAAUUUCUGGGGAAUGGUCAAUGUUAGCACGAGAUGCCUGAGGAUUCUGAGGGAAGAAAACCCUAAGAGCGGACAGCAAGGCGGCGUGAUCCUAAACAUGAGUUCUAUGGGAGGCUACAUCGGUUACCCGGGACAAGCGUUCUAUCAUGCUACUAAGUUCGCUAUGGAAGGUUGGACUGAAUCAGUUUCUAAGGAGCUUCCGCUAGCAUGGAAUAUUCACAUGUGCAGCCUUGAGCCGGGAGGAGUAAAAACCAACUUCGCAACCUCGUCUUUGAAAUCCGUGGCCAAAAGGCACCCAGCUUAUGCAGAUCCUAGUUACCCGGCUAAGCAAUUACUUGAUUAUAUCAAGUCCGAACAAGGCCGCGCUUUUUGGGCGGAGCCUAUGGCACUGGCGAAGGCGAUAUUGGAACUCGUUAGUCGUGGGCAACGAAUCCCAAUCCGACUUCCCCUGGGGCCUGACGCCUGGGGCAUGGUCGUCAAAGAUGUUGAGAGUACUCAAAAGGAGCUGGAAGAGUUCAAGGACCUCAGUUUGUCUGUGGGUGAUUCGAAGCAGUUGGAGACUAUCGGUUUCUUGACGAAGUCAUAAUCUCAGCUGGGAGGGGAAGACACAGAGGUGCGCAUCGAUGAAAGCUCAGUGACUGUGUAUAGAAUGCGCUUAGCCAGAACCCGCCCACCCAUACAAGAGUCAUCACCGCGUGGCGUUUUCUAUAUCAAAACGGCGUUAUCGUUAUAUGAGAAGGCAUCAUUUUAGGCAUUAACCUGAGUACAUGAUCUCCGGGUUGAGAGCAUUGUUGUAAUCGUGACUAUAUGUGUUAUCAGUCCUGAGAUUUUUGCAAAGCAACACCACAGAGCCAUACUUGAUGAGAGAAUGUCUCAUCAUCAAUCAUGUGAUACACUCCCUUUCCAGAUAUCGUUCUUAGGACUGUUACGAGAUUUGUUACACAGGCGUUACGAAAGCUCUCAUUGUAACGUGCAUAAAUUCUGCAUAAGGUAAGAUUGUAGCUUUUCGCUUUUCGCUUUUCAGCAGUAGAUAAGAGUUGUAUGUCGCGCUCGAACAAAAAAAGGUCCCUAUCUGUUGUCGCUUUCAGACGCUCAACUGAGACGGAGUACGCGUACAACACAAUCAGCUGCUGCGGCUGAAAGUCUCAAGGCACACACUGGGGGCGGAGACCUGCCCGCUAGAAGCCGUAGAACGUUUUAGGGUCGCUAAGGGAGUCGAUGGUGAGAUG